AUGCUACCAUAUCCUACAUCAACUUUACAUUCAUCAACAAGUAAUUUAGUAACGACAACAACUUCAUCUGCUCCUCCAUCUUCAACAUCCAAUAAUAUGAAACAAAAUAACCGAAAGAAGGAUUUAAUUAAACAAGAGUUGGAUGUUGAUCAACUCUUGCAACCAUCACCUUCUAAAUCAUUUGCAAUUUUUGAUUUGAAUUCUCCAAUCACUUCAUUAUCUAGAUCGAUUACAUUGGAAACUUCUCCAAGUGCUGCUGGUACACCCAUGAAUAUGGAUCCACAUAGAUUUCAUGAAAGUUCUCCUCUGCAACAUUCCCCAUCAACAACUUUGGCUCCAUAUAUCUCGGAUUUCUCUCAUCACCAAUCUCACCACAAUACUAGUAGUAGUGGAGGUCUUGCUUUCCAUUCUUCGACACCUCUAAGUUCUCCUUCCACAGCUCCACCAAUUAGAUAUGUUUCUGCAACUACAGGUGGUUCCCUUUCUACACCAAAUAAUAAUCAUACUCCAACUAUGAAUGGUAACACUGGUAAUAUUACAAAGAAUUCUUUGCAAUUUCCUCUCACUUCGAGUAGCGAACUACCAAUGCCUUUCGGUUUAUCAACUCCAACAUCUUUUAACAACCUUACAACACCAACUUUAGGAUCUGGAUUAUUCUCCUCUUCUUCACCAUCAGGUGCUCCGCCUUUUUCCUCCAGUACUCCACAAAGCAGUAAUAACAAUACUGGAAUACUCAGUACUCUUAAUUCAUCAAUUCCGAAUCACCAACCAAUUAAUCCAAUUCUUCCAAAUCAUCAUGAGAAUAUUACUCAACUUCCUCCAAUUCAACCACCAUCAGAAUCAAGUGUUCCACAACAACAUCACCAACCACACAACUUGCAUGUUCAACAAGCCCAUCAUCAACAGCAACAUCAGCCACAAAUUGUACAACAGCAGCAACACCAAUCACACAUUGUUCAUCAACAAUCAAAUAAUCUAACUCAGCCAACUCAACAAGGAGGAAGUGUUUAUAAAUCUCCACAACCAUCAUCUAGUCAAAACAAUCAAUUCAAACCUCUUAAUUCUCCAACAUCUUCAUAUCAUAGUGAUGAGGAUGCCAAACCAAAGGAUAGAAUAGUAGUAAUUCCUGAUACCGGAUCAGCAACAGGAACAAUUAGUAUUGAUACAGAGGGUUUAAUGAUGAUUGAGGAAGGAUUUGAUUUACCACCACCAAAUCCACAACCAGGUGGUAAACAAAACAAAAAACCUCUUCCUAGACAUAUUAUUAGUGUAAACGUUUCUGGAAUUCCAAGAUAUCAAUUGUAUUCCAUCAAGGUUUCAUUAUUAGGUUACAAGACAAAACAGAAGGAAGUUUUAAAAGAUAUUCUUGAUCCAGUCGUAUUAUCAAAAUCUAAACCAAAUAUGAGAGGUGAUGCACAAAGAGUUGAUAUGCAUUUUGAUACAAUUACAAUUGAUGAAGCAUCUCAUAUGAAUGGAAGAAAAUUCUUUUUGAGAUUUUCUCUUUUAUCACCAGACAAAAUACCAGUACAUCAUGUAGAUAGCUCCUAUUUUGAAACAAUUACUGAUAGAGGUAAUCAAAAGAGACAACAAAAAAUUGACCACAGUAGAAGUAAGAUUUCUAAAGUGCUUAGAGUUAGUCCUAGAUAUAGUAUUGUACAAGGAGGGCAACUUGUUAAGGUUCUCUUGAAUCAACAAAUUGUUGCACCAAGUAAUGUUUACGUUUAUUUUGGUGAUAAAAGAGCGAGAUGUAUCUAUGUUUCUCCUCAUAAGGAUAAUACAAUUGUUUGUGAAACACCUGAUGGAAAUGCGGAUGAGGAAGUUGAAGUGAAAGUUUCUCUGGAUAAAGGAAAAACCUUUAUGGCAACAGAUGCUUCUCUAAGAUACAUUCCAAUGGGUAAUUUAACUGUUCCAAAUGAUCACCAAGGUAGAAUGUCACCCUUGAGUAUGCCUUUCAUGGUUAAUCAAAAUGAAAUGAGAUUGAAGAAGAAUUAUCCAGCUCCUCCAAUUAGUAAUGAUGACGAGUAUUAUGAUGAUAGUCCAGAACAGGAGCAUUAUGAUGAAUAUGAAAGUGUACAACCUCAAACCGUACAGUCAAAUAAUCCUCUAAAUUUUGUUAACAACUCGAACAUGUCUAAUUCACAACAACAGCAACAGCCAAUAGUCAUUAACACUCAAAUGAAUAAUCAACAGAUGGGUUCAAGGCAAUUUGGACUGGCCAAUAAUGCUCUGGUUAAUAGUAUUAACAGUAUGAAUAAUUUAGGCAUGAACAACGCUGUAAAUCUCAGCAAUUUGAAUAAUAACCUUAAUAUGAACAUGAACAUGAAUGGAAAUAAUGGCAUGAGCAAUAUGAAUAAUAAUAUGAACAACAAUAUGAACAAUAUGAAUUCCAUGAACGUUAAUAUGAAUAUGAAUGGAAAUAAUGUCAUGAGCAAUAUGAAUAAUAAUAUGAAUAACAAUAUGAAUAACAACAUGAAUAAUAUGAAUAACAAUAUGAAUAAUAACAUGAAUAAUAUGAACAGUAUGAGCAAUAUGAAUGGAAAUGGCAACAUGCCACUUAACAUUGCAAAUAUGGGAAUUAAUCCAAAUACCAUGAAUAACUUGAACAAUAACAAUAAUGGAUUCAAUCAGCAAAUGUUCAACCAAUCACAUCUUCAAAAUCAAUUCCACAAUUAUCAUAAUAAAUAAGAUGUAAAUAUCA
Molecule: messenger RNA, 2698 nt
Organism: Naegleria gruberi
Lineage: Eukaryota; Heterolobosea; Eutetramitea; Acrasida; Naegleriidae
Product: eukaryotic translation initiation factor 3 subunit EifCe
Exons: 1
Coding region: 1-2685 (894 amino acids)
Source: RefSeq, a predicted model, not a curated record